AUGAGAAUAGCGAAAAAUAUAAGCCACAAUAGAAGGCUUAAUGAAACAGAGCAUUUUUCAGGCGAAGAACUUAUUUUAAGACAAAAUGGAGCACUAGAACUUGCUCUCGAAGAUGAGAUAAAAGGAUUGGACGUUGUCAUCUUUCACGAAACCACGCAAACCAACGUGCUUUGGCAUUCCCAAAUUCUUAUGCCAAUGCCUGGUAGCAGUCUUGCUUUUCCGACGAUAAGAAUAUCCAUCCCAAGCGAUGCCAAACUUGGAAAAUAUACCGCGAAAGUCCUUGUUAAUGAGACACGAUUCUCCAUUGACUUCUAUGUGAUCUUCGAAGGACAUUCAGUAACAGAAGAAAAGAUUGUUAUUCCGACGGGAUCAGCAGCUCUGGUUCAGACUCAAGAGUUCGAAGUCUCAAAGAACUCUGAAGAGUUCUUGAAGCUGAUAAUUAAUGAUAUGCGUGGACACUCUAUAUGUAGAAGUGCCGAGUUCAUCAAGUUUUUGAUAGCAAAGAACAGGGAUAGAAGCCACAACUCUGUCUUUCAAUAUUCUCAAGAUGCAAUAUCAUGUCAUGAUUGUUAUGGUUAG
Molecule: messenger RNA, 579 nt
Organism: Oikopleura dioica
Lineage: Eukaryota; Metazoa; Chordata; Appendicularia; Copelata; Oikopleuridae
Source: the annotation of a GenBank genome assembly